CUUCUUUUUGAAGGGUACUGAAGCCGGACAACAAGAUGGCCUCUAGCUCUAGCUCUGCUGCUGUAGUCUACCAGAAGAGAGUGAAGGGAUUUCCAAGAGCUCCCUUUCUUUUGUCUGCAGCCUGUGCAGCUGGACUGUACUGGUUAGGAGGUGUUGGAGGAUGGGGGGCCCUCCUCUUUGGUCUGGUGCAGUUCUCUGUGCUGGGAGGGACUAAGUUUUGCAAGCUCUUCUUUAAGACUGUGCCCAGAGAUCUGAGGUGGAUGCUGGUUGGAGUCUGGAUGAAGCUUGGCCUCAAGCGUAAGACAUCAGAGAGAAAAAUGGUGUUUGAUUUCCUUUCUGAAACGGCAGCCAAAUUCCCAAACAAGCCAGCUAUCAUUAGCAUUGGUCUCGAUGGAGAAUCAGAUCGAACGCUGACCUUUAGUGAACUUGAAGAUUACAUCAACCAAAUUGCCAACUUUUUCCGUUCUACUGGAGUCAAGAAAGGAGACUGUAUUGCACUGUUUUUGGAGAAUUCUCCAGAGUCCUAUGCUCUGUACCUUGGACUGGCAAAGCUUGGAGCCAUCUCAGCUCUGAUAAACACUAAACUACGCCAGGAGUCGUUGUUACAUUGCAUCAAAGUGUCCUCGUGUCGUGGUCUAGUGUUGAGUAGCUCUCUGGGGGAAGCUGUGAGGGAAGUGUGGGAGGACCUGGAUCCAGGGGUACGAGACCACGCCUACUCUGUCGGUGGUGAUGCUGGAGUGGGCGGAGUCACACGGCUAGAGGGACUACUGGAGAGUGUGUCUAAGACCCCACCCCCUCCUCGUGAGGACAGGAGUGUCAAUGACACUGUGCUCUAUGUGUACACAUCUGGGACCACUGGUAUGCCCAAGGCUUGCAAUGUGGAUGACUCAAAAUUGUUUCGUUCUCCUACUUUCUUUGGGAUUGCCGGAGGAGUGACUGACAGUGACUGUGUGUACUCUGUCCUGCCUCUCUACCAUUCCCACGGCCUCGCACACAAUGGAGGGCCUAUGAUCUACACAGGAGCCACUCUCGUCAUUAGGAAAAAGUUCUCUGCCAAACACUUUUGGACCGAUUGUGUAAAGUACAACUGCACUAUGGUGUGCACGAUUGGGGAGUUGAAUCGCUACGUGUUGGCCCAACCCCCUCAACCCACUGACACACAACACAAAGUACGUCUAAUCAUCACUGCAGGACUCAGAAAAGAGCUGUGGCUGGAGUUCCAGAAACGAUUUGAAGUGGAUCACAUUAUCGAGUUUUAUGGCUCCACUGAGGGCAACUUUGGUAUCAUCAACAUUGACAACAAGCCAGGAUCUAUUGGAGCUCUCCCACUGUUUGUACCGUCCAUUCAAAACGUCACUAUCCUGAAGCUUCAUUCGGAGACUGGCGAUUACCUAAGAGAUGAGAAUGGUUUCUGUGUCGAGUGUGGUGUGAGCGAACCUGGUGAAACUGUUUGUGAGAUUACUAAAGCCUCUCCCUUCUACGGAUAUCGAAACAAAGAAAGCUCGGCAAAAAAAAUUCUUAGGAAUUGUUUCAAAGUAGGAGAUGCUUUUUUCAGAACUGGAGACAUAAUGUGCAUUGACGAGGAAGGUUGGGUGUAUUUCUGUGAUCGAUCUGGGGACACGUUUCGUUGGAAGGGGGAGAACGUAUCCACGGCAGAGGUUGAGACUCGUAUUGCUACUGUGUUGAAGUUGACGGAUGUGGUGGUGUACGGUGUUGAGGUGCCUGGUAACGAAGGGCGUGCUGGAAUGGCUGCCAUUGUGGGGACUCGGGACACUGUGGACCUGUCGACACUCCCUCACCAACUCUCUCUCUCCCUGCCCCCCUAUGCUGUACCUAUCUUUGUGAGGCUAAUAGAGUCGGCAGAGCUCACUGGGACUUUCAAACUGCGUAAGGUCAAGUUGAGGAACGGGGGUUUUGAUCGAACAGAGGUGACUGACCCACUGUACAUAUUGAGGGGGUCUUCGUACGUCCCUCUAACAGAGGAGCUCCACGAGCAACUGCUCCAGGGAACAAUCAGAGUGUGAAACAAUGGACUCAUGCAUUAGCUGUUAGUAACUCAAGCUGAACUGAUGACUAUACAUUUAACAAGUCAUGACAUAGUAGCAUUUCGUAUCCUCAAGUUUUGUAUCCAUGUUUUAUCAAAUUAAGUGCAAAUAUUUACAAGUUGAACAUACAAAAUGAAUGACAAUG
This is a messenger RNA of Halichondria panicea, 2190 nucleotides long. RefSeq names its product long-chain fatty acid transport protein 4-like. The transcript is spliced from 5 exons. Lineage: Eukaryota; Metazoa; Porifera; Demospongiae; Suberitida; Halichondriidae. Gene Ontology annotation, molecular function: long-chain fatty acid transmembrane transporter activity; long-chain fatty acid-CoA ligase activity. Bases 36 to 2024 code for a protein of 662 amino acids. The record is from RefSeq and is a predicted model, not a curated record.